AUGCAAAUCACUUGCUCUGCUGUCAUCGCUACUGCUGCCGCGGCUGCACUCACCUUCAACGCUGCUGAAGCCCACGGAUACGUUUCCAAACCGGCUGCUCAAUUCGUUGACCCGUCCACCUCGACCACCUAUGCCAAGACCAUCACAGCUGAUGUCAACAGUGUCUUUGGAGGUCUUAAGUGGGACGACAGCCCUGAAGCUAACACAGCGACGUUCACCUCGUCAUUCGCUAAUGCCGGCUACUCUUCACUGCGCGAUAUGCUUGACCAGCAGGUAGCAGACUGCGCCAAUACCCGAACGGAUGGUUCACCAGUGGACGUCUCGGGUCUCAGUCUUAUGAACUGGCAGAACGAUGAGGAGCAGAAAGGUUUCAUCGACUCGCACCACGGCCCUUGCGAAGUCUGGAUCGACGACACUAUGGUGGACCACCAGGAAGACUGUGUUGCGACCUACGGCACGGGAUAUCCUGCCAACAUCAAAGCCGACUUCUCGAAGUGCUCGGGUGACUGCACCUUGCGCUUCUACUGGCUGGCGCUGCACGAACCCAACUGGCAGAUUUACAAGCAGUGCGUGCCUAUCAUGAACAACUCGGGGAUGCAGUCCCAGGUGCAGGGCACCGUGAUGCCCACAAGCGCAUCUACCGAAACUGCCAACGACAGUGACAGCGGGUGCCAAAACCGCGCGCUUCGUACGGCUGAAGACGCCCCAACUCAUCUGACCAACGGAAUCAAGAUCAACUGGACGGAUAACCGCUUCUUGCACGCGUUCAACGAGUUUGCCCUGAGCUUCCCGACGAACGAAGUCAGCAAAUGA
Molecule: messenger RNA, 813 nt
Organism: Phytophthora infestans T30-4
Lineage: Eukaryota; Oomycota; Peronosporomycetes; Peronosporales; Peronosporaceae
Exons: 1
Coding region: 1-813 (270 amino acids)
Source: RefSeq, a predicted model, not a curated record